Messenger RNA from Suncus etruscus (white-toothed pygmy shrew), 2741 nucleotides. It is a transcript of the gene ESF1, whose product is annotated as ESF1 nucleolar pre-rRNA processing protein homolog. Bases 38 to 2587 code for a protein of 849 amino acids. The transcript is spliced from 13 exons. The record is from RefSeq and is a predicted model, not a curated record. Gene Ontology annotation, biological process: rRNA processing. Gene Ontology annotation, molecular function: RNA binding. Gene Ontology annotation, cellular component: nucleus. NCBI's taxonomy places the organism in Eukaryota, Metazoa, Chordata, Mammalia, Eulipotyphla, Soricidae.
UUGGUUUCUUUUUACACUUGUCCAGUCACACUUCAAAAUGGCAUCCAAGCAAGAAAUAAUGAAUGACCAGCGGUUUAAGCGGGUGACCAAAGACCCAAGAUUUUGGGAAAUGCCAGAAAAGGAUCGCAAAGUCAAAAUCGACAAGAGAUUUCGAGCAAUGUUUCAUGACAAAAAGUUCAAGUUGAAUUACGCUGUGGAUAAAAGAGGACGUCCUAUCAACCACAGCACCACAGAGGACUUAAAACGCUAUUAUGAACUUUCAGAUUCUGAUUCAGAUCUGUCAGAUGAAGAAAGCAAAGCAUUGAGCCAAAAGAAAAUGAAGAAGAAAAAAUCUCAGACUAAAACCAAAAUAAAAUUGAAGAAUUCAACUGGGGAUAAAGAGAAAGAUACCAAGAAAACAGAUCAAAAGGAGUUUGAAAGUAAGAGUAAUCUAGAUGUUUCUGACAUGGUUCAGAAAAUUAGGAACACUUGCAAAUCUCAGAAGGUGGAUUCAGAAAUAAGUCCCAAGAAAGACAGUGAAGAAUAUACACAAAAGAGUACAAAAGAAAAAAAAAAUAAUGUUCAACAGAGUACAGACUUGUGUCUCAAAAAGAAACUGAAAACUGCAGGCUCUGAUACUGUGAAAUUUCCUAAUCUCAGUUAUUCUCAGACAAGAGAAAUGCUUUCAGUAGUACCACUCAGAAUGGCAAAAGACAGUGAUAAUUCUGAAGACUUAGUGAGUGAGGAAAGAUUUGACAAGGAUGACUUGGAGGGAGAUUCAGAAAGUGCUAGUGAAGUAGAUGGUGAUGAAAAAUCUGAAGAUGAUACUGGAAGUGGUGAUGGAACUUCAACAGAUGAAGAUGAUGAUGAUGAUGAUGAUGAUGAUGAUGAUGAUGAUGAUGAAGAUGAAGAUGAUAAAGAUGAGGAUAGUGAGGAGAAUGAAAGUGACAGCGGUCCUGAUCUUGCAAGAGGUAAAGGAAAUAUAGAAACUAGUUCUGAAGAUGAAGAUGAUGUAGAAGAUUUGCUGCUGGAGACAACUACUUUUGAGCAUGCUUGGAGAGAAUUAGAUAAAGAUGCUCCUCGAGCAGAUGAGAUUACAAGUCGAUUAGCAGUUUGCAACAUGGAUUGGGACAGAUUGAAGGCCAAAGAUUUGCUGGCUCUAUUCAAUUCAUUUAAACCAAAAGGUGGAGUAAUAUUUUCUGUCAAGAUAUUUCCUUCAGAGUUUGGAAAAGAGAGGAUGAAAGAAGAACAAGUUCAAGGACCAGUGGAAUUAUUGAGUAUUCCUGAGGAUGCUUCAGAAAAAGACUGGAGCUCUAGAGAAAAACUGAGAGACUAUCAAUUCAAACGACUGAAGUACUAUUACGCAGUAGUAGACUGUGAUUCUCCUGAAACAGCCAGUAAAAUUUAUGAGGAUUGUGAUGGCCUAGAAUUUGAAAGUAGCUGUUCGUUUAUAGAUCUAAGGUUUAUACCAGAUGAUAUUACUUUUGAUGAUGAGCCCAAGGAUGUCGCCGCAGAGGUGGAUUUAACAGCAUAUAAACCAAAAUAUUUCACAUCUGCUGCAAUGGGAACAUCAACGGUGGAGAUCACUUGGGAUGAGACUGAUCAUGAAAGAAUUACAACACUUAAUAGGAAAUUUAAAAAAGAAGAGCUUUUGGACAUGGAUUUUCAAGCCUACUUAGCUUCCUCUAGUGAAGAUGAUGUGGAUCUAGAAGAGGAGCUGCUAAAUGAUAAUGGACCCACUGUAGAAGAUGGAAAAUCAAAGAAAACUCAGAAGGAUGAUGAAGAACAAAUUGCUAAAUACAGGCAGCUCUUGCAAGCUAUACAAGAGAAAGAAAAGAAAGGGAAAGAAAAUGACAUGGAAAUGGAAAUUAAGUGGGUUCCAGGUCUUAAAGAAAGUGCAGAAGAAAUGGUCAAAAACAAAUUGGAAGGAAAGGAUAAACUGACCCCUUGGGAGCAAUUUUUAGAGAAGAAGAAAGAGAAAAAAAAACUGAAAAAGAAACAGAAGGCUCUUACAGAAGAGGACAAUGAAGAUGAACUUCCUUCUGAUGUUGAUCUGAAUGACCCAUACUUUGCUGAAGAAAUUAAAAAAAUAGGUAUAAAGAAAAAAUCCUCAAAAUCUGGAAAAGAUAGCACCUAUUCUUUAGAAGAAGCAGAAGAAAGACAAAAGGCUGAAAUGGCUUUGCUGGUGAUGGAUGAGGAGGAGGAGAAUAAGAAACACUUCAAUUAUAACAAAAUCGUUGAGCACCAGAACCUUAGCAAAAAGAAGAAAAAACAGCUCAUUAAGAAGAAGGAACUCAUAGAGGAUGACUUUGAGGUAGAUGUUAAGGACACCCGCUUCCAGUCAUUGUAUACUUCCCACUUGUUUAAUUUGGAUCCUUCAGAUCCUAAUUUCAAGAAAACAAAAGCUAUGGAACAAAUCCUCAAGGAGAAAGCCCGGCAGAGAGAGCAAAAAGACCAAGAACUUCAGCAGGCAAUAAAGAAAAAAGAGAAGGAAAUUCAAAAAGAGUCACAGAAAAGAUCUAUUGAUCCUGCCUUGUCAAUGUUAAUUAAAUCUGUAAAAAACAAAACAGAGCAGUUUCAAGCAAGAAAAAAGCAAAAAGUCAAAUAGCUGUAUGUGUGUCUUUUGGGACUAAGGAUAUUAGUUCCUAAUGUAUACAGAAACAGGAAUGGUUGAAGAAGUAUUUAUUUAGAGUAAAGAAUAAGAAUAAACUCUUACUCUGGCCUUUGUAAAAAUGUCUCUAUAACAGUUGAAUGAAAUUGUG